UCCACUAAACAACCUGCUAUCAAAAUGCAUCACGAUAACAAAAGGUCAUAUGUGCUAUAACAAGCUGUAGUUUUCUACUUUUCAGAAACGUUGAGGUUUUAGGCAUUUUAUGCCUGAGGGCUAUGGGAGCUUAGCAGAAAAUUAUGAAAGCAGUGAGUAGUUGUGCAUCAGAAAGAAUGUAGCCUGCCGUCCUGUGCACUUACUUGUUUAGUUUUCUUGACGUCUGGGGAAGCGUAAGUUCAAACCGAAACUUUUCCUCUUGACCAAACUCUUAAAAAGGCUGUUUUUGUGGAUUCUUUGGUGUCUGCUAAGGUAUCCGUUUAAUCUCUAGGCAUUUCCAGGGUCCCUAUCAGGUAACUUAUUGUAAUGAAAGCUGGACGUAAUGAGCCACUGUUGAUUAGUUAUCUUCCAUAACCAAAUUUGAUAUCGUUGUGUGUGCUCAAGGGAAUGAAGACAGCCACCGUUAGCUGUUCCUUCUCCAGUAGCCUGGGCUAAGUGCCCUCACUUUGCUCCUGGAGCUGGCGAGGGCAGCCCACUGCUGCCCGCCCUCUUCAUCUUCACAGAGGUUUUGGGUCCGUGGAUCCGCUCCUUGCCCUGCACCCGACGGGAGGGAGGGCCCUGAGCCCCCUCAGGAUGGAGAAGCGGAGGAGCAAAAAGCCCCUCGGUGCCUUGUGCCGAGGAGAAUGGUCAGGGGACAUCCGUUUGUAAAAAGGGUGAAAAGUUGGAAGGAAUGUGGUAUCCACUUCAUGGCGUGGAAAGAAAGCAUUUUUAGUUUCGGCCUAAGUUUAAUGAAUGAUAUUAAAAUGUCAAAUUUCAGAUUUUGUGUUGUUUGCCUGUUAUCUUGUUGCCUGGCCAUGGUAUUUACGUGGGCUUGCAUAGUCUCUGGUAUAGCUGGAAACAGCGGAGCUACUGCUUAUGUUUUAGCCAGCCAGGGCUUUUACUCGGCCCUCUGCGUCUUCUUGAAUUACAAUGCAUUUUAGAAAUACAAGAAGUUAUCAGAGUUUGAAAAGUGUUAGGUGUCUAUGAAAAGUGCUACAAGCAUAUAUGGUCUACUGUGAAUACUGUUUUCCUCCCUUGGAGUUGCUGGGCAGGCAGAAGAGCAAAGCAUAAUACUAAGGCUUUUAAAGCUAUUAACUUGUUUUCAGCAUAGAAAAUACCAAAUUUCUGCUUUGUCUUUGAGUUUUGUUCCCUCGCCUGCUUUCUCACUGAUGAGCAGGUUUGCAUGUAGGCAGAAAAUUUGCUUGAAAACCAGCACUGAGAUGUUAGUAUAAAUCAUCCUGAUUUGGAGGGAGGCGUUUUGUUUUUGCUGAAGCCAUUAGUUUUACUGCUCUGUUUUCAUUACCUUGAGAGGUUUGAGUGCAACUUGAUGAAACCGUGAACAGAAGCGUGUUCUGGGGAUGGAUUUGCCUCACUUUGUUGGCCAUCUGCAAUAAAAAUGUCCGUGUGAGAUCUGAGGUGGUUGUGUGGGCUCAUAAUGUGCUUCUGGCGUGAGAUUAGCAGGUUAGCCUGAGCUGGUUUAGGUGUCUGCUUAUGAAAGGUGAAAUGCAUUUUAGAUGUGCCAGUUCCUUUUUUUUUUUUUUUUGAAAAUUAAUUUAAUCUAGAAGAGUUUAUCUUGAAAAAGGACAUUAGAGUAUGAUCUUUUUUCCAGCCAGAGGGAAGAUACAGAAAGUAUACAGUUUUUUGCCUCUAACAGAAGGUUGGUUUUUCUAGAUCCUUGUUCUUAGUGUUUGCUCUUAAUACUUGAAUAUAGUAAGAAGCGCUAUUAUUAUUGCUAAGGAGAGGGGUGGAAUUUGCUGCAAAACUGUGUGUUAAAAAACGAGGUAUUCACUGUGUUAUAUUGAGUAUUUUUGUUACUUUGCUUCCUUGUCUUACCAAACAUGAUGGUUUUCUUUCAGGAUUACAUUUUUGGGAGUUACUGUUUAACAAUGUUUGCCAGCUUGGAAUUAACUGAAGACCUGUUGCAUGCCACAAAAUAACUGAAGUUGUGGAAUUGGUUUUGGUCAGCUGGAAUACUGCUCAAGGCACGUGUGGAAGGAUUCCGUCAGGAAAACACUUCUGUUUGUUCUAGUGGACAAACAACUUGGCUACUGCAAUGGCCACGGUUUUCAGAGUCACACAGUUUGUCUCACAGGCCCUCGCACUGGGUCACCUGCAUCUUCUUAAUGUCUGACUGGCUACCAUUGUUGGACACAAUGGUUUUGGAUGAUCUACCAAACUUGGAAGAUACGUAUGCCUCCUUGUACUCCUCAGCUAUGGAAGACUUAGAGGUGGAUUUUGAUUCAGGACUGGAGGAAGAUGAACUGAAACAGGAGGCUACUCCUGAAGAUUCCACGAUCUUUGUAGCUUUUAAAGGAGAUAUAGGGGAUAGAGACUUUGAGCAGAAACUAAGUGUCAUACUGGAGAAUGUGCCUGGCCUUUUACACAUGGAAUCCAACCAGUUAAAACUGCAGAAGAUAGAGCCUUGGAACAGUGUACGUGUUACCUUCAAUAUACCACGCGAAGCUGCAGAGCGGCUGCGGAUUCUGGCUCAGAAUAAUAACCAACAGCUUCGUGACCUGGGAAUUCUCUCAGUUCAGAUUGAAGGCGAAGGUGCUAUCAAUUUAGCUUUAGCUCAAAAUAGAAGCCAAGAUGUCCGAAUCAAUGGGCCCCUGGGAGCAAACAACUCAGUACGAAUGGAAACAGGAUUUCCCAUGCAAGGGGGACAAGGUUUAAUAAGAAUGAGCAAUGCCGCAGCUGUCAUGAUGUCCCAGAGUGGAAAUGUGCCCUCCUCUAUGGUGGCAAGUGGUGCUAGUACUGAGCUGCAGCCAAGAACACCUAGACCUUCCUCACAGCCAGAUGCAAUGGACCCACUUUUAUCUGGGCUAAAUAUCCAGCAGCAAAAUCAUCCAUCUGGAUCUUUAGCUCCGCAACUCCAUCCAAUGCAGUCAGUUCCUGUAAACAGGCAAAUGAACUCAGCCAACUUUCAGCAAUUGCAGCAACAAACACAGUUGCAGACACGUCCUCCGCAGCCACAUCAGCAGCCACAGCAGGGUAUUCGACCUUCAUUUACUUCACCAGCACAGGUUCCGGUUCCCCCUGGCUGGAACCAGCUUCCUUCAGGAGCACUUCAGCCUCCUCCAACCCAGGGAGCACUGGGUACAUUGACAGUAAACCAGGGUUGGAAAAAGGCCCCAUUGUCUGGACAAAUGCAGCAGCAACUUCAAGCAAGACCAUCUCUAGCCACAGUACAAACUCCUACUCAUCCUCCACCUCCAUAUCCUUUUGGAAGCCAGCAAGCUUCCCAGGCUCACUCAAACUUUCCCCAAAUGAGCAAUCCUGGCCAGUUUACUGCUCCUCAAAUGAAAAGCCUUCAGGGAGGGCCCUCACGGGUUCCUACACCACUACAGCAACCCCACCUGACCAACAAAUCUCCUGCUUCCUCACCCUCCUCCUUCCAGCAGGGAUCUCCUGCAUCAUCUCCAACAGUUAACCAGGCGCAGCAGCAGAUGGGACCAAGGCCUCCCCAGAGUAGCACACUUUCCCAGGGAUUUCAGCAGCCUGUCAGUUCUCCCAGUCGUAAUCCUAUGGUGCAACAGGGGAACGUACCCCCCAACUUCAUGGUGAUGCAGCAGCAAAACCAAGGUCCACAAGGUUUGCACCCUGGCUUAGGAGGAAUGCCCAAGCGCCUCCCUCCUGGGUUCCCUUCAGGCCAGGCUAACCAGAGCUUCAUGCAAGGUCAGGUGCCUUCCACAGCACCAGGAACACCGGUGAACAGCGGAGCUCCGCAGCUACAAACUAGCCAAACUGUGCAGCACACAGGUGGCCAAGGAUCUGGACCUCCUCAGAAUCAGAUGCAAGCACCACAUGGCCCACCAAAUAUGAUGCAGACCAAUUUAAUGGGACUUCAUGGAACUAUGAACAACCAGCAGGCUGGUGCUAGUGGGGUGCCACAAGUUAACAUGGGCAACAUACAGGGACAGCCACAACAAGGACCACAGUCUCAGCUUAUGGGAAUGCAUCAGCAAAUCGUAUCAUCACAAGGACAGAUGGUAAACAUUCAGGCUCAGGGAUCGCUGAACCCUCAAAACCAGAUGAUACUUUCUCGAACUCAGCUCAUGCCGCAAGGCCAAAUGAUGGUAACACCACAGAACCAAAAUCUUGGCCCUUCACCCCAAAGGAUGACCCCGCCCAAACAGAUGAUUCCCCAGCAGGGACAACAGAUGAUGUCUACACACAAUCAGAUGAUGGGACCUCAAGGCCAGGUCUUGUUACAGCAAAACUCGAUGAUGGAACAGAUGAUGACCACUCAAAUGCAAGGAAAUAAACAGCCUUUUAAUACUCAAAACCAGUCCAAUGUUAUGACGGGGCCAGCUCAACUGAUGAGAGGACCAACCCCAAACAUGCAGGGUAACAUGGUGCAGUUCACUGGGCAGAUGAUGGCACAGCAAGGCCCUGUGAACGGUAACCCUUCUCAGGUUAUGGGGAUGCAAGGGCAAGUUUUAAGACCUACUGGACCUGGCACCCACAUAUCUCAGCAACUUGGGGAUACUACUACAACAACUAAUAAUGAUGUGAGCUUGACACAGAUGUUACCUGAUGUUCCUGUGCAGCAGCCAAACAUGGUGCCUUCCCAUAUGCAAGCAAUGCAAGGAAACAACAAUGCUUCGGGGAGUCAUUUCUCUGGCCACGGACUGCCUUUCAGCACUGGGUUUAGUGGAACGCCAAAUGGGAAUCAGAUUUCCUGUGGACAGAAUCCUGGUUUUCCUGUCAAUAAAGAUGUCACGCUCACAAGUCCACUCUUGGUUAACCUUCUACAAAGUGACAUAUCGGCAGGACACUUUGGUGUGAACAACAAACAAAAUAAUCAGAAUGCCAAUAAGCCAAAAAAGAAGAAGCCUCCAAGGAAGAAGAAAAACAAUCAACAACUGGAACAGACGAACUCUUCAGAACCUCGUCCAGGUGGCCUGGAGGAGAGUGAUCAGUCAUCAAUGUCUGGAGAUCAAGGAAUGAAUGUAGAUAACACAGGCCCUAAACUUUCAGACUUUGCAAGUAGGCCACCAGGUUAUCCUUCUCAGCCAGUGGAACAAAGACCACUUCAGCAGAUGCCACCUCAACUCAUGCAACAUACACAGCAGCCACAGCCGCAGCAGCAGCAGCCACCACAGCCACCACCACAGCAAGCCCAGGCACCACCACAAACACCGCAGCAACAGCAGCAAAUGAUGAUGAUGCUUAUGAUGCAGCAGGAUCCCAAAUCAGUCAGGCUUCCUGUGCCACAAGGAGUUCACCCACCUCGAGGACCUCUGAAUCCAGAUGCUCAACGGAUGCCAAUGCAGCAGAGUGGUAACAUGCCAGUAAUGGUUAAUCUACAAGGUCCUGGGUCAGUGCCUCCAUCUCCUGAUAAACAGAGAAUUUCCUUGCCAGGCAAUCCUUCUCUGGGAAACAAUGCAAGAAAAAUGGUUUAUCAAGAUAAUGUACAGAAUCCUUCCAGCUCACCUCUGGGGGAGGUUUCAUCAGUAUCUUCCGUUCCAGAAGGAGGUGGAACUGAAGUCCCCCCAGCAUCAGGAGCUCAGAAUAAUAUGACAUCUCAUUUAGUAGUUUCACAGAACCAAUUAAUGAUGACGGGACCCAAACCUGGACCAUCCACACUUUCAACUGCCCAAGGUGCAAGUCCUCAACAGCAGUCUAAUUCUCUGCCUGGCACUCUUACGCACCAUUUUCCAAAUGUUGCCACCCCAUCACAAACUUCAAGGCCUAAAACCCCAAACAGAGCAAGCCCAAGGCCAUAUUAUCCUCAGACUCCUAAUAACCGUCCACCUAGCACAGAACCCUCUGAAAUAAGCCUGUCUCCAGAGAGACUCAAUGCUUCUAUAGCUGGUCUUUUCCCUCCUCAGAUUAAUAUUCCUUUACCUCCCAGGCCUAAUCUCAACAGAGGAUUUGAUCAGCAAGGUCUUAACCCAACUACUUUGAAGGCCAUUGGACAAGCCCCAUCAAAUCUCACAAUUAACAAUCAGUCUAGUUUUGCUGCUCCACAGUCACACAAAUUGGAAGGUGUGGUCAUUAAUUCAGGAAAACAAACCAACACUGGAGGAACAAAGAGAGCAAGUCCAAGCAAUAGUCGAAGGUCCAGUCCUGGAUCCAGCAGGAAAACAACGCCAAGCCCUGGCAGACAAAACUCAAAAGCGGCUAAAUUAUCAUUGAAUACUCAGCAGAAUCCAUCUCUCUUGCAGAACAUAGAUAUGCAAAGAAAUAUGAUGGUUGGUCCCACUUUGCCAACACCGGUGACAACAAGUUUUCAAAAUAAUAACAUUCUAAGUAAUCAGAAUCCCACAGUUUCUGUACCUGCUGUUGCUGAAGACAGUAAAGAGAGCCUUAGUGUUCCUCAAGAUAACGAGUGCCAAAGCACACAAGGUGUCCAAGGUAACAAAGACCAGCCCAAUAUUGAACUAAAAGCUAUCCCUACUCCGGAAAUAAAAACGUUGGUUCCAGAGGAACAGUCAAAAAAAGAUGGGCAGGCCUUAGACACAGGUAAGCUUCCAGUUCUGGAGGAAAGUAAAACCAUGGUAUCUCCAGCUAUGAGGGAAGCACCAACUUCUUUGAGUCAACUUCUUGAUAAUUCUGGAGCUCCUAAUGUAACCAUUAAGCCCCCUGGGCUGACUGGUCUUGAAAUGGCACCAAUAGUCACCACUGUGGAGGACCUAAAAAAGAUAGCUGUCAUUCCUCCACUGCAAGACACAUCCUCUAGCAAAGAACCAUCUAAUUCACUUAGCUUGCCUCAAAAUAAUGAGUCCUGUUCAAAUCCAGGGCAUCAGGAACUGGGAGAAAUAAACUCAAAUGUUACACAAAAUGUUCCUCCAGUAAUGCAAAGGCCUGUCAGCUCUUCUUCUAUUUCAGGUCCUUUACCACCCAACCAGAUAACAGUUUUUGUAACUUCAAACCCUAUUACAUCUUCUGCUAAUACGUCGGCACCAUUGCCAUCUCACUUGCAACCUGCGUUGGUGUCUACUGUUGUCACAAUGCCUAAUGUAGGCAACAAAGUUAUGGUUUCUGAGGGACAGUCGGCAGCUCAGUCUAAUGCCCGGCCACAGUUCAUUACACCUGUUUUUAUAAACUCAUCAUCAAUAAUUCAGGUUAUGAAAGGCUCUCAGCCAAGCACAAUUCCCACAGCACCGAUGACAUCUAACUCUAGCCUAAUGCCUCAGUCAGUCGCUGUUGUGGGUCCCUUACAUAUACCACAGAAUAUAAAGUUCUCCUCUGCCCCCGCACCUCCUAGCACAUCCUCUAGCAGCCCCACUCCUAGUAUUCCCACGAGCAGGCCACUGGUUCUAAAUCCUUUGGCACCUCCUGUUCAGCUGCCUUCUCCCGCUACAACUUCUUCAAAUGUUUCUUCACAUCUUCCUGCCCAGCCAGCGAAAGACUUCAGUCCCGAGGAGGCAGCUUCUCAAAGCAAUGGAUCGAGUGACCAGUGCUCUGUUACAGUGACACAGUCUGGACCUGUUGUUUCACCUCUUCUUACGAGCAGUCCAGGAUCUGGGAACAGACGAAGUCCUGUUUCAUCAAGUAAGGGAAAGGGAAAAGUAGACAAGAUUGGUCAACUCUUACUUACAAAAGCAUGCAAGAAAGUCACGGGCUCCCUCGAGAAGGGGGAAGAGCAGUAUGCUUUGGAUGGAGAAGCAGAAGGUCAGGGACCAGAAAUGUCAGUCCCAAACAGUUUGGCAACAGAGCAAUCACCAGCAGAACUAGACAAUAAAACUGUGACACCUCCAGCACCCAGUCUUACAAAACAGAGCACUUCUGGGCCUGGCAAUGUGAGUGUUAGCACUGCUGCUGCUGUUUCUGCUUCUGUAUCUCCAAGCUUAUCAACAAGCACUCCUCCUACAAGUGCACUGUCAGCUGUAACCACUCCAGUAAUCCCAGAGCUUGCACCUGCAACACCAUGCACUAAUGGUAGUAACCACAGCGGCUUACCAGCUGAGCAAACUGGGGUUGGUUUGGUGGAGGAGAAAACAGGAUCACAUCACGAACUGCUACAAAAUACAGCAUCCUCUCAACAUUUAACGCAGAAAAAAAGUUCAGUUGCAACAUCAGAAAGUACUGUUCAAAGAACAGAACUUGAAACAAAUGCUCCCGUAGUUGCUGGUCAAAGACUUCAGUAAUGGUGGCACCUGUGGAAAACAGAGCAGACAAUUUAUAAUGCAUCUAAUUUCUUGGUCUUCUAAUGUUGAAAAUAUUCUCUUUGAGGACUUCUCAAUUCUGUAUCCUCUGAUAAUUUUUAAUAGAAAUGGACUAUACUCUGGCUUACUCAGGUCAUUCUUCAUCUGAUAAAACUUCCGGUAUCUCUAGCAUUUCAUGUCUUCAGUGCUAAUAGUCCGGAACUGGUACCUGUGUCGGUCCAUCCUUCAGCUUGUCUGAGUUGCAUAGAAAAACAUAAUCCUUCUUACACUUCAUCAGAAAUAUUUUGUCCCACUUUAUUAGUAAUGAGACAAAAGAGAAUUGUGAAAAGUCUAAAACUCCAAGUAGAAGAAAUUCAAGAACAGAGGAUUCUGCCGCUUCACAGGAAACUGUAGAGAAUGGACAGCGCAAGAGGUCCUCCAGACCAGCAUCUGCAUCCAGCACUGCAAAAGGUAAAAUGCACAGCCAUCAUUUCUGUGGAGAGGGCAGGAAGUAAAAUACUUCCCAGAAUAUAAUCCUUUCAGUAACUGGGUCAUAACUAUGGUUUACAGUUUGUAAAUGUUGUGUGCUUUUAACUCUAGUUUCAAUGAUUUUAGACACAGGUUGGGUUUAAAGUGUUUACCAAAAUCUGUACUGGCAGUAAAUCUUGUAUGGAUUUCCUAUUGUUAAAUUUGUGUUUUCUGCAGUACUAAUCAACAUAGUAUUCAGCAAGCUUGCCUAGUUGAAUUCUCUUGGCAGAAGUAUGUUGUUAAAAGGACUGUACUCGGGUUUAAAAGCGUCUUUUUAUUUUUUUCAUCAAGUCUGAAAGACAUGAGAAAAACGCUUAAGUCUUCCCAAAUGCACGGUCAGCUUUUGCAAGCCAAAUGCUCGUGCUCAGGCACACUCAGAAUGCUGCCUGCGUGGCAGCCUGCGACCGUCGAGGAGUGCUGUGUGCUUGUGCACAGAUCCUCAGCUGUUUUUUCCACAAACACAUGAAAUCCUGAAGUUCAAGAUAUUAACCCAUGGCAUUGGCAGUUGCUGACGUGCCUUAUUUCUAUACGGGUUACAAUCUUUAACAAAGUAUGCAGCAUUUGUGUGAUUGACAAGUUUAUUACCAGAAUGCAUGGUCCGUGGUGCCAUUUUGCAUUUCUGAAGCUAACUGUGUCAGCUCCUUACGUUUAAGGGUCAGAAAAAUUCUGAUGGAUGAAAGUUGUGCAAGAGGGUAGAGAGACCGUCAAGAGGAAACAUUCGACCAAUAUUUUAAAGAUAACAUACAGAACUAAGAGGUAUUAAUAUAAAAUUAUUAUAAAAGUCAAGUUGAAUUCAGCAACCAUUUUCCAUAUUAAAGAUGGUAAAGUUUGCUGGUAAGAGUAUUUGCAUUUAUAAGAGUUUGAGAGAUUUCCAGCUAUACGUAAUUGUCUAAUGACUCUCAAAGAUUAUAUGAAGAGCCCUAUAUGUUCUGCAGUUUUAUGGCUGCUGAAUUUAAUUAAAUUUUAGUGCUGCUUACUUCUUGUGGCAGGAUUGUGCAGAAUGCAGAAGAAUCAGUCUGUAUUGUAAAAAUAAAUUAUAUUUCAUGAUUGUGAAAAAGAGUUUGAAAAAUGUGAAGCAAAUGUAAAAUGGAUUCAGUGAUACUUCCUGAGUUUGAGGCUAUCUGAAACGUGUGACCUGCCCCACGUGCUGUAAUGAAUAAACCUAAAGAUGACAACCAGUGGCAUGUCAAAUUCUGAAAAUGUGGGAACGUAAAAGUAUAUUAAAUUUAAACAAUAGCAGAACUGACUUAGGGGUUUUGUACUGAAUUACUCAUUUACCUCUGUAACUAAAAUAAUUAUUUUUAAAACGUGUAUCUGAAACUGCUGUGGUGUCUAAGGGUUUUGCUUGAAAGCAUAGGUUCAGUUUAUCAUGUAGUACCCUGGGCUUUGAUUACCUUAUCUCUGUGCAAGCAACUGCCUACUUCAAAGCUGUAGAGAAAAUAAGCAAACGUGAACACUUUUGUGGAAGAGUUCAGCAUGAAGGAUUAGGGAGGUGUAGCGUGAGAAGCGUAAAGAGGUUUGCCACUUGUGCCUACUCUGUUCUUUGUGUUUAUUAGUGAAACAUAGCUUAAGAAAACGUAUAUUUUGUAUGAUCCUGGCCUCCUUCUAGAUGUCUAUGGUUACAUGAUCUAUGUCCUGACAAACUUGCUAAUUCGUGUUAAAGAGAAUGCAGGGUUGGGAGAAAAAACCUUUUGAAAUAGAGGCUGAUUAUAAAAAUGGCAUUUAGGAAAAACUUAGGUAUAGCAGGGAGAGAAAAUCAGAUUUUGACCAGUUCAUGUAUGUAUAACCCUUGGGAAGUAUCAGGAGGGAAGGAACAGAAGGAUAGUUGUAAAAGAAGAGGGCAAACAGAGAAUCAGUCCUCAUCAUUACAGCCUGCGUCAGGGUGCAGGUUUGGGGCAGAAGCAGGUGAGGGAUGACCGGUGGUGCUCACAAAGGAGCGGGGGCUUCAGGACUGCAUGGCUGCACAGCCACUGAAGGCUGCUGAGUGCUGACCCGUUUAUUCUGUCAAGCGCAGACUUUGGCAGCAGUGGGGAUGACUACAGCUAAUGCUGCUGGUGAGCAAGCUACUUAAAAGUAGUGUUACUGUUCGAAGGGAACUCCAGUGUCUGUAAGUCAUGCCUGUUAAGAUGUUUCACUUCUGAAAACUGGUACUGUACUGGUAUUUUUACUCGUUAGAGUACCUUUCCAGCAAGGGCUGUUUCAGUGUUUACUGUAGCUUCGGGGUUGUUAAAUUUUGAAAAGUUUAUCUAUUUAUUUAUUUUUAAUGCAGCAUUUAAUAGCCAUAGAGUUGUACCAUUGCUUUUCUAAUUUUAGAAGUUUUGGGAUUUUUUUCCCUUUUGACUCUGAAAUACACACAGCUCUACUAGCUAUCAGAAAAUAUUGUGAAGAGCCAAAGAUACAUUGCCAACAUUUAAAAUCACAUUUAAAAAAAAAAUCUAAAGAUGCAUAUACCCUUAGUCCUUACUCAAUUCUCUUUUCUUUCUGUUUUGAAAUGGAAACUUAGUGCCUUGGUAAGUGCACUGAAAAUGUCAUCUGGUUUCACUGUAGCUUCUGCAAGUGCUUCUAGUUGUUUUGCUGAAGUACUAUAUAAUAUUUUGUAUCUUUCUGCAUAAGCUGUUUUUUUGUGAAUCAUGUACAACGAAGACACUUGUUUACUAAUGAUCUGACUUUCCAAGGAGUCAAACAACUAGAUUCUUUGUGGCAGACUCCAAAACAUUUUUCUAAGUUUUCUAACAACACCAUCUGCAAGUACUGUGCUUGGAUAUAAUUUAUGCAGUUUGUGUCCAAAGCUGCACAGGAUGUUUCAGGGAGACUUACUUCCACGUUAUGUCUGAGCAAGUUGUGGCAUGUGGGGAACUAAAGUUAAAGAACAGUUUCAAAUACAGAACGUCUGUUUUUAAGGCCAUUACGUUAUGACUUCAUACUCACAGAACUCUGAAAUUGCAUCUGCGUGUUUGUAACAGAAGCUAGUGGGGACUUUGCGUUAUUGUGUUGCUGCUGAUGGCUGUGAUCAGGAUGAAGGGUCCCUUGGCGUUAAGUGUUGUGAAAAGUCAAUUGCUGUUUCCACUCUGGUGUGAUUUUAGGGACAUAAAAGGGCAAUCUGUGCAGCUCUCAUGAAUGGAUUACCAACUUAGUAUCCAUGCUUUUUUUCUUCUCUUAAUUUCAGAAACGAGUGCCAGUGCAAUGCAGUCAAAAAGAAGAAAAUCCAAGUAAAUUACUGCAUGGAAACAUGAAACUUGUAAAUGAGUGUGAAUUUAUCAAUAGCAAUUUUGAGCUGUGAUUUUUCUUUUUUAAAUAAAAUUCUGUACAGUAAGUCAUUUUAAUAUUAUACUGUUCCCAAUAAAUGAUUUUUUCUAAAAAACAGAUAAAUAGAUAUAAAAAAUGGGUUCUUUUAAAACCCUCUGGAUUUACAAAGUGAAGUCCAGGGUUAGCACAUUAGGUUAACGUGUUUGUAAGAAAUGGAAGGGGAGGGGAAGACAACUGUAAAUUUAUUUGUUUCCACUUUUCAUAAACAAAUUAGAAUACAGGGUUGUCAUUUUUAGGUAUUAAAAUAAUGUAUUGUGCUGUUGUUUAAGUACUGUAUGUGAAUAGCAGUAAGAGGGUUAUAAAAAAACCCAAUCUUGUUUGGAAGUGUAAAUAAUUUUAUUAUAUAGUAGAUCUGAUGUAUUUGUUGUAGAAAUGGACCAGUGAAACAAAAAUAAAUUUAAGGGUUUGUACAAUGUGGAAUCCCUCAUGCUCUAAAUAAAUGUUAUUGU
Cygnus olor (mute swan) is the source of this 12415-nucleotide messenger RNA. RefSeq names its product nuclear receptor coactivator 6 (gene NCOA6). Gene Ontology annotation, cellular component: transcription regulator complex; nucleus; histone methyltransferase complex. The transcript has 14 exons. The record is from RefSeq and is a predicted model, not a curated record. Bases 2163 to 8135 code for a protein of 1990 amino acids. NCBI's taxonomy places the organism in Eukaryota, Metazoa, Chordata, Aves, Anseriformes, Anatidae. Gene Ontology annotation, biological process: positive regulation of transcription by RNA polymerase II.